GUCAGUUUCAGAAUCUUUUUUAUUUCACUAUGGAAUCACAUGAACCAACCGAUUCAGAUUCACCCCGAUCGUAACUCUUAUAUGACUGACCGUACGGACCAAGAAAUACUUAAUAACAUAUAUAGAGUGUUUCGCAUAAAAUAUAACAAGAAUGAUGAGCCUUCAUCACCUGAUGUGAUGGUAUUGUCUGGGUCUGAACCAUUUGAUGAUGAGUUCUCAUCAGACGGUGAUGAAAAUGAUGAUGAAAAUGAUACACUGGAAGGGGAUGAUCCUCAUAAUCCCAUAUAUUUGUCUCGAGCAACGAAUUCAUCAACGAAGGUCAGCGAAAAAAGUAAUGAAACAACAGAAUUGUCUGACAACGGAUACACUCCAAAUGCUUAUUAUCAGAAGACCAUCAUAAAUUCAGGCAAGAAUAUAUUCUUUUUUCAUCUACUGAGAAGUGGAGGAAGAGAUGGAGAAUGGAAGUUUGGGGUUGAAUAG
Molecule: messenger RNA, 480 nt
Organism: Arachis stenosperma
Lineage: Eukaryota; Viridiplantae; Streptophyta; Magnoliopsida; Fabales; Fabaceae
Exons: 3
Coding region: 40-480 (146 amino acids)
Source: RefSeq, a predicted model, not a curated record